AUGGUGCUGCCACUGCCCAAACUCAUCCAAUCGAAUGAAGGGAGAGUGUUAUACCAUGUUACAAAUCACCCAAUAAGGACAGUUAAAAAAAAAAUCGAAAAUUUCUUCAAAUAUGAAUCUUUGGAUAACCUAAGCAGUGAUAUCAGUGUGAGGCAAAACUUUGAUGAACUUUUCGUUCCGCUCACACAUCCCGCUAGGAACAUAAAGGAUACGUUUUACUUAAAUGAAAAUUACGUAAAUCAUUUUUCAACUCUCCAUAAUGAUAUGUAUACUCAUCUAGAGAAUACCAAUGGCAUUUAUAAGUACUACUUAGUUACGAAAUUGCUGCACCAUCACAAGGUCCUUCUGAAAAGGACACAUAUGACUGCACAUUUACCUGACCUGUUAAGGCGAAAUUAUAAAAAUGUUAUCUACACUGGAAGUGUCUACAGAAGGGACGAAAUCGAUAGGUUCCACUUUCCCAUUUUUCAUCAGACCGAUGGGUUUCUGAUCCGUCCCGACAAUUUUGACGUUGAAACGGAUUUGAAGAAGAACCUUCAACAGUUGAUUCGCUACUUGUUCGAUGCUUCCGACAUAAAAAUGAAAUGGGAAGAUAACACGUCCUUCCCGUUUACGGACCCAUCGUAUGAGCUGUACAUCCAAGGGGUAUCGUCAGGGGGGACUGGGAAGACUCGAGAUGACAACGAGGAUGGGGGUGCAGGCACUUUACAUGGAGACCCUCGCGGUGGGGAACCCCGCUGGGUGGAAGUCCUCGGGUGCGGGAAAAUCAAAAGGGAAGUCAUCGCAAUGGCUCUACACUGGGAAGAUAUACGCCAAAUAAUAGAGGACGAGAUUGCCCGCCAUGACAGGGGCCUCCUGGGCGAGCUCCAGUCGAUUGAGGCUGCCAGGAGUGAGGCCGCCAGGAGUGAAGCCGCCUCGAGUGAAGCCGCCUCGAGUGAAGCCGCCGCCAGCGAACCCACCGCCAGCGAAGCCGCCGCUGAAUGGAUCGCCCCCAACGUGGCUACCCCCAAGGAUAUCCUGGACAAGCUCUGCAGCGCCCCCCUCAACAACCGAAUUGAAGCCCAAAUGAACAAAUUCUUAAAAACAAUUAGGUACCAAGGAUGGGCCUUCGGAAUCGGACUUGAACGACUAGCCAUGCUACUCUACCACAUCCACGACAUACGCUUGUUCUGGAGUAACGACAACAGAUUCAUAGAUCAGUUUGAGGAAAACGUAAUAACCACAUUCCAUCCCUUCAGUAAUUUCCCUCCUGUGGAAAAAGACAUUUCUUUUUAUGUCACCAGUCAAUUUAAAGAAAGUUUAUUCUUUCAAAUUUGCAGAGAUGUAGCUAGCGAAAAUAUCGAGCAAGUAAAAAAAAUUGAUUCCUAUUACAACCCCAGAAACAAUCAAACGAGUGUCUGUUAUAGAAUAACUUAUCGGUCCCACAGUCAGAACCUUACCCAUAAGGCUGUAAAUGAGCUACAAAUGUAUCAUUAUGGGGAAAACUACCAACUUAACCCAUUAAUUGGGAAACAAUCUCUUCGUAACAGUUUGUAUAUGCUAAACGAGGGUACCAAACAGCCAAGGAACAUCCAGUUCGACAUGAUCCCGCCAAUUAAGGGGAACACUUUGCAGUAUAUGAGGAAGGAGAUGUUGUCUAUGGACAGCUUCAUUAUGUUCUCGAAUCGCUUGGAGUGCAGCAGGAAUGACUUGACUUCGUAG
This is a messenger RNA of Plasmodium cynomolgi strain B, 1701 nucleotides long. Its product is annotated as phenylalanine--tRNA ligase. Gene Ontology annotation, molecular function: tRNA binding; ATP binding; phenylalanine-tRNA ligase activity. The record is from RefSeq and is a predicted model, not a curated record. The coding region runs from base 1 to 1701 and encodes 566 amino acids. Gene Ontology annotation, biological process: phenylalanyl-tRNA aminoacylation. Gene Ontology annotation, cellular component: mitochondrion; cytoplasm. NCBI's taxonomy places the organism in Eukaryota, Apicomplexa, Aconoidasida, Haemosporida, Plasmodiidae. The transcript is spliced from 3 exons.